Molecule: messenger RNA, 1309 nt
Organism: Paramuricea clavata
Lineage: Eukaryota; Metazoa; Cnidaria; Anthozoa; Malacalcyonacea; Plexauridae
Source: the annotation of a GenBank genome assembly
AUGUCUCAUGAUUCUAUAUCUGCUGCCAAAAAUGUUUCAAAGGAAAACAAGAAUACAGAUCCUGCAUUUGAUCAAGUCAUUGAUGAGAUGUCAAAACAUACGUCACGUUUGUGGAAUUCAGUUGAACUGUAUAUUCAAUGCCAGCUAUUUGGCGAAAAAGCACUUCUGUGAAGAUCUCUUCUUGUGAAAAUUCGCAAUCACUUUUUGGAUGACAUUGUGAUCCUCUCCUCGCCUGGAUUGUCAAGUCUUGUGGUGUUUAGACAGAAUGCGUCGACUGUAUUACAUCUCGCUGGCGAUUCAGAAGACGACACACAAGAUCUCUUAAUCGGGAAGCUCGCAAAAAGCAUCCGUGACGAAGUACAUCAGAUAGAUCAUGAUAAGUCUCGGUAUGAUAUAAAAAUCACCAAGGAAGAUAUGUCGAUACCAGUUAGUCAAACUGUCAUGGAUCUUCUAGCAGCAUUAACUGAUAAUUUAAAGGACAUUCUCCCGGCACUUUUGAUAGCCAACAUAAUCACCGGUGUUCUAUCCAACAAACCUACGCAUCUGCAGAUAGCCCUUGGUAAUUUAAUUAGAGACUCGAAUCGAAGUCACUAAUAAAUCGGUUGUAUCCGUUCAGAGUAACCUGUUCUUAUGAUGAGAUACUACGCUUCAAGAAGUCAGCUGCCCUGGCAGCAACAAAGGAUAUCAAACUAAGCGGGAUCAACCACGGAGGUCUGGGGCUUAUACAAGCUGUUGCAGACAAUUUUGACGCUGACAUAUCGUCUCAAAAUGGUAACAUGUCAACACAUUCUCUCGCCAUGCUCAUUACUCAGCCAUCAAAUGCAUCAGAUGAUGACUUGAGCACAAGGGAAUCUAUUCAGAGAGUGAAGAAGUCGGAGAUGUCGGAAGACAUAGAUUUUGAGAUUCCGGUACAGCGUUACCAGGGGCCAAAGGUUGUUCCAAAAUGCCGAAAAAGUGCUCUAAGAAGAGUGUUCUUCCACUCAAGGUCCUAUGUAGCGCCAUUCUUUCAGAAAGAAGAGCAAAAGUACUUGACAUAGCUUUCUUGAGAGAUGUUACCAAUACUGAAGCGUGUCUGGAAUACAAUGGGUACAACACUAGGUUGACUAGGCAACAAGGAGUCUCAAUGCAGCCAAAGACAACGGCAGUUUAUCUAACUCUUAUUCACAUGACGUCAUCCGAUCCAGACACAAUCAUGACGGCCGUUCACGAGGCAAAACGGCUGUCCAAAAAACGAGGGCAGAAGAACACGAUUUUCACAAGCGACCAGCAACUAUAUAGAGUUGUAAGUGCAAUGGGCAUAUCCAAGUGA